GAAGAGAAUACUGGUAAAGUUAAAUAUGAAGAUACAGAUCCAGAGCAACCAAAAAUAAGUACUACUUCCAAACUACUUCACCCAAUUAAAGAUUGUCCAAUGCGAUGGAAUUCUACAUAUCGAUCUUGGAAAAGAUUAUUAAAGCUAAAAGAUGCAAUAAUAUAG
Dentiscutata erythropus is the source of this 165-nucleotide messenger RNA. Lineage: Eukaryota; Fungi; Glomeromycota; Glomeromycetes; Diversisporales; Gigasporaceae. The record is from the annotation of a GenBank genome assembly.